Messenger RNA from Phragmites australis (common reed), 1238 nucleotides. RefSeq names its product transcription factor MYB20-like. Bases 108 to 908 code for a protein of 266 amino acids. The record is from RefSeq and is a predicted model, not a curated record. NCBI's taxonomy places the organism in Eukaryota, Viridiplantae, Streptophyta, Magnoliopsida, Poales, Poaceae. The transcript has 3 exons.
GCUCUGUUCCUGAGGCCUGAGCUGAGACCUUCACUCGAGCUGAGAGCACACAAGUCAACUAGGAUCCUCGUUUCUUUGGUUCUCUAUCCACGGGAAGGGAGCGAGAGAUGGGCAGGCAACCGUGCUGCGAGAAGGUCGGUCUCAAGAAGGGGCCAUGGACCGCGGAGGAGGACCAGAAGCUGGUCACCUUCCUCCUCACCCACGGCCAUUGCUGCUGGAGGCUCGUCCCCAAGCUUGCAGGGCUACUGAGGUGCGGGAAGAGUUGCCGGCUGAGGUGGACGAACUACCUGAGGCCGGACCUCAAGAGGGGCCUCCUUUCGGAGCAGGAGGAGGAGCUAGUCAUCGAUCUCCACGCGCAGCUCGGCAACAGGUGGUCCAAGAUCGCGGCGCGGCUCCCCGGGAGGACGGACAACGAGAUCAAGAACCACUGGAACACCCACAUCAAGAAGAAGCUCAAGAAGAUGGGCAUUGACCCCGUCACUCACAGGCCACUCCACGCAGCUCAAUCCGACGAACCCCUGAUACAUCAGCAGCAGCAAGAUCCUCCGCAAGUGCGACAAGGACGCUGUGACGAGCCCAAGGCGUCGUCGCAAGGGCCCGCCGGCGCCAACGACGACGAGGAUGAGGAGGCUCCGGUGAGCGCCCAGCCGCAGGGCGCGGCCUCCCAUGCGUCCACAGCUGCUGCCGUGUCUCCAUCCGGCUCCUCGCCCGCAUCGGCCUCCGUCGCGACCCCUGGCGCGGACGUGGCUGCCUGCCCUGAUACCAUCGACCUCUUCGAAGUGGAUGUCAUCAUGGACAUGGACUGGGCAGGCAUCUUGUCCAGUUCCGGCGACGACGGCGCCGGCAUAAACGUCGAUCUGUUCGACCAUUACCCUGGCGAUGGCUUCGAUCAACAAGUCUGGAUGUGAUGCUGAUAACAGCUUGCUGGUAGGAAUAGAACGGUCGUGAUCAUCUCUGUUCCUGCAUGCCCUGUUUUCUCUCUCUUUUCUUUGAUUUCUUGCGUCGAUUCAAGUUCGUCCAUGUCCAUGCAUGCAUGGUUGCUGACGAGGAGAGAAGCCGGGUGUGUGGUUCGUGAAAAUUUGAGAAAAAAAGUGUAUUUGCGUCAAGCUGUUGAUCUCAUGGCGUGGGAUCAAUCCCUGUUCAAGAGCAAAGGUCAGGUCCUUCACUCAUGUACAGUUCAAGAAUGUGAAGUUUCUGAUGUGGCGUGCUAGCUUUCACGGUAUCUUCGAGUACAGUUU